Molecule: messenger RNA, 808 nt
Organism: Camelina sativa (false flax)
Lineage: Eukaryota; Viridiplantae; Streptophyta; Magnoliopsida; Brassicales; Brassicaceae
Product: calcium-binding protein CML24
Molecular function (GO): calcium ion binding
Source: RefSeq, a predicted model, not a curated record
CUUCUUCUCCACACAUAACUCUAACCGUUUUUUUUAAGUUUCUCUCAAUCUCUCUCGAAAAUCUCAAAUCCGAUAACAAUGUCGUCGAAGAACGGAGUUGUUCGUAGCUGUUUAGGUUCAAUGGAUGACAUCCGAAAAGUCUUCCAACGAUUCGACAAAAACGGCGACGGGAAAAUCUCAGUCGACGAGCUCAAAGAAGUGAUCCGCGCUCUCUCACCAACAGCGUCACCGGAAGAGACGGUGACGAUGAUGAAACAGUUCGAUCUCGACGGUAACGGAUUCAUAGAUCUGGACGAGUUCGUCGCUUUGUUCCAAAUCGGGAUCGGAGCGGGCGGAGGUGGAGGUAAUAAUAAUCGGAACGAUGUUAGCGAUUUGAAGGAAGCGUUUGAGUUGUAUGAUCUUGAUGGUAACGGGAGGAUCUCGGCGAAAGAGCUUCACUCGGUGAUGAAGAAUCUGGGAGAGAAGUGUUCUGUUCAGGAUUGUAAGAAGAUGAUUAGUAAAGUUGAUACUGAUGGUGAUGGUUGUGUUAAUUUCGAUGAGUUUAAGAAGAUGAUGAGUCAUGGUGGAGCUUGAUUAUUUCGUAUUAUUAGCGAAUUUAAUUUUUCUAGGUUUUGUAAUUAGGAGAUUAAGAUCUCUCUGGGUUAGUGACGGCGAUUAGGUUGUUAAUUGUGUUUUUGUUAUAAAAAAGACCCUAUAAAUUAAAAAAGGCAAAAUCCUCUAGAUUGUUCAGAAGUUUCCAUUAUUUUUUUCUCUUUGAUUGUGGUGAUUGAUGAUGAUGAUGAUGAUGAUGAUCUUUGAUUAUUAACUA